Morchella importuna is the source of this 1854-nucleotide messenger RNA. RefSeq lists its product as uncharacterized. Bases 1 to 1854 code for a protein of 617 amino acids. The transcript has a single exon. The record is from RefSeq and is a predicted model, not a curated record. NCBI's taxonomy places the organism in Eukaryota, Fungi, Ascomycota, Pezizomycetes, Pezizales, Morchellaceae.
AUGGCUUCCCCGGAAUCAACACGUACUGGAGGUUCUCGCCCCUCCGGUGCCGGUGUUAAGGGCUUGCUCGCAAUGUUCGAAAAAUCCAACCCUGCUUCCCCAGCUCCUACGAGUGGCAGCACUGCGGCUGGUACUUCUUCUCGGGAUCAGAGUCCUGCUGCCCCUAGGCCUCUUGGUAAGGUCAGGACCUCCUUUGUGGCUGUCACAGGGAACAACAAUGGGCUUCUUGGGCUGCAGAAGGUACCAGUCAGUCCCUCAGUAACGAGUCCUACAGUAACAUUUCCCGAAGGCCAAAAGCUGUCCGGAGAGGCUUUGGAGGCUUUGGGAAAGGAGCACCCUGCAAUUGACAGCAGAGAUCAAAUUACAGAGGCUCUCAAUGGAAUGAGGACACCUGAUGAGUUGAGUUCCAAAAAGGAUUUUGGGAUUAUAAAUGGUGGACGUUUUUCGCAGCCAAAGCAAGAACCAGUUAAGCCUACGGUAUUGCUUCCUGCUUUUGAGAAGGUCUCUACAAAGAAGGAUGAAACCCCAGUUACGCCAAUUGAGCCGGUGUGUGGGUCAAAUGAAGAUGGGGAGAAAAAGGAAGGUCAGGCGAAGCCUACUAAGGAAGAACCAAAGUCGAAAUCUAGUACGGUCAAAGGUGCGCCGGCGCCAAGGUCUCCCACCAAAUCAGCCUUCACCAGCAAAAGCACCAAGUCGGUAGCUACUAACAAAUCUGGGAAGACCCUCUCUCUCCCUUCAUCGAAGUCUAACACUGCAUCCCCGCUUCCCUCUCCGGCACUCGCCCCCAAAAGUCCAGCGCGCAACGCCGCAUCAAGUUCAAGUUCUUCAUCACGAGCGAAAUCAACCACAACUACUACGAACACUGCCCCUGCAUCUUCAAGGGCCCGCACCCCUGCUGUCGCAUCGGCAUCGACAUCGGCAUCGACAGUACCAAAGUCUCGCCCAACUACAGCUGCAUCGAAGGCGAAAUCGGUAGCAACACAAAAGUCAGAAACAACGAAGCCAGCACGUGAGUCAACAAAGCCUCCCACUGUCCGUAGUUCUGCGUUCGCGUCGACUACAGCAUCUGCGGCCAAACUUACGGCGGAGCAAAAGGCUGCGGCAGCCCGCAAUGCCAGGGCACCAUCAUCCGCGUCUGUUCGUAACCGGUCACCACCAGAAGGCUCUGUUGCCAUGCGUCGGGGUAAUUCCGGAACUGGUUCUUCUAGGCCCGGAAGGAAGGAACAAAGAUCGCCUCAGAGACCACAAACCUCAGCUGCGAUUAGGAACCCAAAUAGAACCAGUGUUGGAUCCCUGGCGAGCAUUACCCCUGCAGGCGCAGGAGGCGAUUUCUUGUCUCGCAUGAUGAGGCCAACAACCGCUAGUGCUGGUAAAGUUUCAGACAAGAAACCUGCGGUAGGUGCGCCCUCGAAACGCUCAGCGUCUGUAGCCAGCACAAGUCGCAGACGGGAACCAUCUUUGCCGCCAUCACUAGCCAGGCUGGUGAAGCAGAAGACAGGCGAAAAGAAGACAGAGGUCGCUCAAGACGCUGUCCCGGAGGUGAAGGAGGAUAUUGCGGAAGCUGCGCAAGAAUCCAAGCCCGAGACGACCGAAGACCCGGCAGCUCCUGUGGAAGCCGCGGCUCCUGCGGAGGUGGCUGUUGAGCAAGCUCCAGUAGAGCAAGUUACUGUUGAGCAGGCUUCUGUUGAGAAAGUCCCUGUCGCGAUUGAAGUACCUACCACAAAGGAUGAGGCCGAGGUGAAUGAGGAAGAAGAUGAGGAGCAAUCACCUACUACCACAACAUCAUCAACCACCUUGGUGCAUGAGGGUGAGGGAAAAGAUGGCGAGGAACCAGCGCCAUUGGUUAAGGAGUGA